AGCCGAGACCGAACGAGGAAGACGACGACAAACUUAGGUUCACACUUUUGCCUUUUUUUUUCCGUGGGGGGAAGAGAAGACGACGACAUCACCGCUGACGACGUGCUGUUUGACCGGCUACGUUUGCCAUCCGCUGCUGUCGUCAUCGUCUCUCUGGUCGCAGAGAAGUUCGCUCGACUUGGACGAACGUGAGCGCGUCGAUUGAGGAGAAACUAUGACGGGCCGGGAAGAUGAAUAUGAUUAUCUCUUCAAAGUGGUGCUGAUUGGUGACUCGGGCGUCGGGAAGAGCAACCUGCUGUCCCGCUUCACUCGCAACGAGUUUAACCUGGAGAGCAAGAGCACUAUCGGUGUGGAGUUUGCCACACGCAGCAUCCAAGUGGAGGGCAAAACCAUUAAGGCGCAGAUCUGGGACACGGCGGGACAGGAGCGAUACCGGGCCAUCACUUCUGCGUACUACCGAGGCGCGGUGGGAGCGCUGCUGGUCUACGACAUCGCCAAGCACCUGACGUACGAGAAUGCCGAACGCUGGCUAAAGGAGCUGCAGGACCACGCAGACAGCAACAUCGUCAUCAUGCUGGUGGGCAACAAAAGCGACCUUCGCCACCUGAGGGCCGUUCCCACCGACGAGGCCCGGGCCUUUGCAGAAAAACAUGGCCUGUCUUUCCUGGAGACGUCAGCCUUGGACUCGUCUAAUGUGGAGCUUGCCUUCCAAACUAUCCUCACAGCCAUCUACAACAUCGUGUCGCAGCGGCAGAUGUCGGGACAUAGCGACUCUGACUUUUCCCCCGCCUCCAACGUGGUGCCCAUCACGGUGGAGCCCACCCAGAACGCAUCCAACAAGGGCAUUUGCUGCCAGAACAACUGAGCCGCGCACAGACAGUUAGAUGCUGACAGACAGACGGAUGGGAAGACCAAGAAUUGGGGAGAGGUAACCACUUUGGUUCUCCACCAAGACUAUUGUAGAGAGGGAGUGGACAUAUAGAUGUUUAACCCUCCUGUUGUGUUGGUUUCUCAGGGACAGCGAUAAUGUUCCUGGGUCAAUUUGACCCAUUACAAAAGAAAAAAAUCCCAAUAAACAUUGUAUAGGCUAUAUGAAGGGUUGCAAAAUUUCUAGAGAGCUUCCUUGGGCAAUUCAGAUGGGGAACUAUAGAAAUAUUCCAAAUUGGAAACUUUCCAUGGUAUUAAUAGCAAAUUGAGUGUAAUUUAAUGGAAAGGUAUCAUAAAUAUAAACAAUUUGUUUUGUUAUAAGACGACAUCCAUACGAAGUAUGUAGAUAGCUCUCCUUGCCCAUGUUGAGGGGAUGACAGUACCUAAAUUGCACUUUUGUUUGUUUUAUUUUAUUUAUUUAUUUUUUCAAAACUUCACUACAGCAGUGUCAUAUUGCUAUAGAAAAUAAAAUUUUGCAAAACAACGAAAACCUUGGAAGUUAGGACACGUCAGUCAAGGUAUCAAUCAAUAUACUUGUACAAAAUGCACGGUAGUUGUUUUAGUCAGGAUCACUAUUUUGUCAAUUCCUGGUUUAUUCCUGUUAAUUCCCAUGGAAAAUUCCUGUAAUUUUGCAACCCUAUUUAUAUCUAAUGGUUACACACCAUUUCCAUAUUGAUAGUUAAACCACUGCACGUAGUAUUUUUGAUACCUUUAGAAUGAGUCAGUCAAACAUAAUAGGGUUAAAUGGAGGCGAGAUUAAGAAAAAUUUGGUGCAAAUGAAGUUUAACAAUCCCAGCUCUGUCAAAAUUAAGAUUACUAGAUUAAUCAUCCACCAACAAACAUCAGAAUUUCCUGUUAAUAGAAUGUUCCCAAAGACUUUGACCAAUUCCCCCGAAUGCUAAAUGUUUCCCCCACGAAAUAUUUAUUCAACACUAGAUUUUUUCCUUUUAUUUGCAUUGCUUUAAAUCCUCGCUUCUUGUUAGCGAGGACCUCUGCUUCUCCAUGAGGGGCGUGAAGUGUCGUUUUUGUUUUUUUAAUGCAAACGUCAGAUCCUGGUCUGGCUUUUUAAGACUUAAGAUUGUUCUUUGAAGGGAGGGGCUUAUUUUGCGUGUCUUCAGAGAGUCCCGUUAAAGGAUCGACCCCCCCCCCCCCAAAGGCUUAUUUUAAAGUAAAUACUGAAGACCGUUCUACUGCUUUGUCUUAACUGAACCGGGACAUUUUUUUUAUUUUUGCCUUGUGGAGGUCAACCCUCUCGCUCGCUUAUAUUUUAUGCAGGAGGGAUUUUUGUUUAUUAUUAGUUUAAAUAAAGGCAGACAGGAUUUUAUGUGCUUGAUUUUAAUUGCACACAACCAGCCGAUGUUUGUGUGUGUUCUGUUUGGCCUUCACAGGUCUUUCAACUGAGUGGUGUAGGAUAAUGUUUUUUUUUUUUAAGAAAAGCAAACAAUCCAAUGUAUAUUGGACUGCAUAUGUGCAAAUAAAUCUGAUUUGUAAUAGA
Phyllopteryx taeniolatus (common seadragon) is the source of this 2422-nucleotide messenger RNA. It is a transcript of the gene rab11al, whose product is annotated as RAB11a, member RAS oncogene family, like. Gene Ontology annotation, biological process: exocytosis; melanosome transport; neurotransmitter receptor transport, endosome to postsynaptic membrane. The transcript has 5 exons. Gene Ontology annotation, molecular function: GTPase activity; GTP binding. Gene Ontology annotation, cellular component: transport vesicle; postsynaptic recycling endosome; axon. The record is from RefSeq and is a predicted model, not a curated record. NCBI's taxonomy places the organism in Eukaryota, Metazoa, Chordata, Actinopteri, Syngnathiformes, Syngnathidae. The coding region runs from base 215 to 865 and encodes 216 amino acids.